This is a messenger RNA of Mastomys coucha (southern multimammate mouse), 4988 nucleotides long. It is a transcript of the gene Eif4g2, whose product is annotated as eukaryotic translation initiation factor 4 gamma 2. The coding region runs from base 1092 to 3080 and encodes 662 amino acids. Gene Ontology annotation, cellular component: eukaryotic translation initiation factor 4F complex. Gene Ontology annotation, molecular function: translation initiation factor activity; mRNA binding; protein binding. The transcript is spliced from 21 exons. The record is from RefSeq and is a predicted model, not a curated record. NCBI's taxonomy places the organism in Eukaryota, Metazoa, Chordata, Mammalia, Rodentia, Muridae.
CUGCGCCGCAACCGAGCUUACCCGGUGGCUCCUCCCCGCCGCCCUGCGCCGAUUGGUAGCGGACGGAAGCCCGGCUGCUGAUUGGAUAGCGAAGGAGCCAUUCGGGGAGGCUCCGGUGGGUCGGCCGCCGCAGAGUGAUAAGUUCGGCUUCAGACACGCCUCAGCGCCAGCAGCGAGCCGGAGCUCUAUGGAGGUGGCGGCGGGUACCAGGUGGUGGCUGCAGCAGCUACUCCUCUGAGCUGAGAGUUUCAAGCCGGCCCCGUCUCCUUCCUCCCCCUUCCCUCCCCCUUUUUUGUUUUCCGUUCCCCUUCCCCCUCCCUUCCCCGUCCCCGACGACCGGAUCCAGAGGAGGCAGCUGCGGUGGCAGCUGCUGAGUUCUCGGUGAAGGCUUUUCAUUUCUACCAUCCCCUCCCCUCCCCACCCCAUCCAUUAAUAUUAUUCUUUUGAAGAUUCUUCGUUGUCAAGCCGCCAAAGUGGAGAGUGCGAUUGCAGAAGGGGGUGCUUCUCGUUUCAGUGCUUCUUCGGGCGGAGGAGGAAGUAGGGGUGCACCUCAGCACUAUCCCAAGACUGCUGGCAACAGCGAGUUCCUGGGGAAAACCCCAGGGCAAAACGCUCAGAAAUGGAUUCCUGCACGAAGCACUAGACGAGAUGACAACUCCGCAGCAAACAACUCCGCAAAUGAAAAAGAACGACAUGAUGCAAUCUUCAGGAAAGUAAGAGGCAUACUAAAUAAGCUUACUCCUGAAAAGUUUGACAAGCUAUGCCUUGAGCUCCUCAAUGUGGGUGUAGAGUCUAAACUCAUCCUUAAAGGGGUCAUACUGCUGAUUGUGGACAAAGCCCUAGAAGAGCCAAAGUAUAGCUCGCUGUAUGCUCAGCUAUGUCUGCGAUUGGCAGAAGAUGCACCAAACUUUGAUGGCCCAGCAGCAGAGGGUCAACCAGGACAGAAGCAAAGCACAACAUUCAGACGCCUCUUGAUUUCCAAAUUGCAAGAUGAAUUUGAAAACCGAACCAGAAAUGUUGAUGUCUAUGAUAAGCGUGAAAAUCCCCUCCUCCCUGAGGAGGAGGAACAGAGAGCCAUUGCUAAGAUCAAGAUGUUGGGGAACAUCAAAUUCAUUGGAGAACUUGGCAAGCUUGAUCUUAUUCAUGAAUCUAUCCUUCAUAAGUGCAUCAAAACACUUUUGGAAAAGAAGAAGAGAGUCCAACUCAAAGAUAUGGGAGAGGAUUUGGAGUGCCUCUGUCAGAUAAUGAGGACAGUGGGACCUCGAUUAGACCAUGAACGAGCCAAGUCCUUAAUGGAUCAGUACUUUGCCAGAAUGUGUUCCUUAAUGUUAAGUAAGGAAUUGCCAGCCAGGAUUCGUUUCCUACUGCAGGAUACUGUAGAGUUGCGAGAGCACCAUUGGGUUCCUCGCAAGGCUUUUCUUGACAAUGGACCAAAGACGAUCAAUCAAAUCCGUCAAGAUGCUGUAAAAGAUCUAGGAGUGUUUAUUCCUGCUCCUAUGGCUCAAGGGAGGAAUGACUUCUUCCUGGAGGGACCGUUCAUGCCACCAAGGAUGAAAAUGGAUAGGGACCCACUUGGGGGACUUGCUGAUAUGUUUGGACAAAUGCCAGGUAGUGGAAUUGGUACUGGUCCAGGAGUUAUCCAGGAUAGAUUUUCACCCACAAUGGGACGUCAUCGUUCAAAUCAGCUCUUCAAUGGCCAUGGGGGACACAUCAUGCCUCCCACGCAAUCGCAGUUUGGAGAGAUGGGGGGCAAGUUUAUGAAAAGCCAGAUUAGUUUGAGGCCUGCUCAGUCGUUUCUAAUGAAUAAAAAUCAGGUGCCAAAGCUUCAGCCCCAGAUAACUAUGAUUCCUCCCAGUGCACAGCCACCACGCACUCAAACACCACCUCUGGGACAGACACCUCAACUUGGUCUCAAAACUAAUCCACCACUUAUCCAGGAAAAGCCUGCCAAGACUAGCAAAAAGCCACCACCAUCAAAGGAAGAACUGCUUAAACUGACCGAAGCCGUUGUGACUGAAUAUCUGAACAGUGGAAAUGCCAACGACGCUGUCAGUGGUGUGAGAGAAAUGAGAGCUCCAAAACACUUUCUUCCUGAGAUGUUAAGCAAAGUAAUCAUCCUGUCACUUGAUAGAAGUGAUGAAGAUAAAGAAAAAGCAAGCUCUUUGAUCAGUUUACUCAAACAGGAAGGGAUAGCCACAAGUGACAACUUCAUGCAGGCUUUCCUGAAUGUAUUGGAGCAGUGCCCCAAACUGGAGGUUGACAUCCCCUUGGUGAAAUCUUACUUGGCACAGUUUGCGGCUCGUGCUAUAAUUUCAGAGUUGGUGAGCAUUUCAGAACUAGCUCAACCACUGGAGAGUGGCACCCACUUCCCCCUCUUCUUACUUUGUCUUCAACAAUUAGCUAAAUUACAAGACCGAGAAUGGUUAACCGAACUUUUUCAACAAAGCAAGGUCAAUAUGCAGAAAAUGCUGCCAGAGAUUGAUCAGAAUAAGGAUCGAAUGUUGGAGAUUUUGGAAGGAAAGGGACUGAGUUUCUUAUUCCCGCUCCUUAAAUUGGAGAAGGAACUAUUGAAGCAAAUUAAGCUGGAUCCAUCCCCUCAAACUAUAUAUAAAUGGAUUAAAGAUAACAUCUCUCCCAAACUUCAUGUAGAUAAAGGAUUUGUGAACAUCUUAAUGACCAGCUUCUUACAGUACAUUUCUAGUGAAGUAAGCCCACCCAGCGAUGAAACAGAUUCUUCCUCUGCUCCUUCCAAAGAACAGUUAGAGCAGGAAAAACAGCUGCUGCUCUCUUUUAAGCCAGUGAUGCAGAAAUUUCUUCAUGAUCAUGUGGAUCUACAGGUCAGUGCCCUGUAUGCUUUGCAGGUGCACUGUUACAACAGCAGCUUCCCAAAAGGCAUGUUACUUCGAUUUUUUGUUCAUUUCUAUGACAUGGAAAUUAUUGAAGAGGAAGCUUUCUUAGCUUGGAAGGAAGACAUAACUCAAGAGUUUCCAGGAAAAGGCAAGGCUUUGUUCCAGGUGAAUCAGUGGCUAACCUGGCUAGAAACUGCUGAAGAAGAAGAAUCAGAGGAAGAAGCUGACUAAAGAACCAGCCAAAGCCUUAAAUUGUGCAAAACAUACUGUUGCUAUGAUGUAACUGCAUUUGACCUAACCACUGCGAAAAUUCAUUCCGCUGUAACGUUUUUCACAAUAUUUAAAGCAGAAGCACGUCAGUAAGGUUUCCUUCUGCAUAAGGUUUUUGUAGUGUGAUGUCUUAAUCAUAGUCUACCAUCAAAUACUUUAGGAGUAUCCUUAAUGUUUAGAUAGAAUAUUAGCAGCAUGCAAUAAUUACAUCCUAAGUUCUCAAGCAGAGGCAGUCUAUUGCAAGGACCUUCUUUGCUGCCAGUUACCAUAGGCUGUUUUAAGUUAGAAAACUGAAUAGCAACACUGAAUACUGUAGAGAUGCACUUUGCUCAGUAAUACUUGAGUUGUUGCAAUAUUUGAUUAUCCAUUUGGUUGUUACAGAAAAAUUCUUAACUGUAAUUGAUGGUUGUUGCCGUAAUAGUAUAUUGCCUGUAUUUCUACCUCUAGUAAUGGGCUUUAUGUGCUAGAUUUUAAAAUCCUUGAGCCUGGGCAAGUGCACAAGUCUUUUUAAAAGAAACAUGGUUUACUUGCACAAAACUGAUCAGUUUGAGAGAUCAUUAAUGCCCUUGAAGUGGUUUUUGUGGGUGUGAAACAAAUGGUGAGAAUUUGAAUUGGUCCCUCUUAUUAUAGUAUUGAAAUUAAGUCUACUUAAUUUAUCAAGUCAUGUUCAUGCCCUGAUUUUAUAUACUUGUAUCUAUCAAUAAACAUUGUGAUACUUGAUGUAGUUGUACAUGACUUCAAAUAGUAUCUGCAAAGUUAUGGAGAAUUCAUUUUAUUUUGAGGUAUGGAUUUAUCUCAGUUUAAGAACUUGGGAAAUUUUUAAUUUCAAAGUCUUAAUCAGUAGUGAUUGAACCUGUAAAGUAACAUCCCUUAAUUCAAUCAUUAAGUUUUACACCUCAGGACUGUUGCCUAUCAAUCUCAUUCUAAUUUGAACUAUCAACUCAGUCUGACCUUUACUAUUACAGACCUUGUGUCAACUCUUUGACUCCGCUUUCUAAGCACCUAGGGAAUAAGCUUGUCUCAUCCACCAACCUCUUUGCUGCAGUACCAGGUACCUGCUAACUAAAAAACAAAACUGCAUGGUUUAGAACCCAGCAAACUUAAAGUCAUCCUAAAAUUGACUCCCUCUCGCUGCUUUUCAUUUUUCUUGCCCUUGCAUAUUCAAGUUGUUUUACUUGGAAUAGUCAGUGGUCCCCUCACCCUUUAACCUUCAGAUGUGGUAUAAAUGUCAAAGAACUAGCCUUUCUCUGCUGGGACAGUGAAAUGUUUGUAUCAAAGUCUACUGUAGAAAGAAAAAAUGUGUUUUGGCAUGGAAUCAAGAGAACAGUAGACCACAGAAAUGGGUGGUCAAGUCCUGUGUGUCCCCUGUCAAAUACCUGUUCUCAGGUGUCCCCAGCUCCUACUGGUGACCAGCCUACUAUAGGCAGAAUAGCAGAGUAAGAACAGAUAAACUCUUGCCUCCCAGUAGAACCAUGAUCUGCUUUGGCAGCUCUUGUUAUCAAGAUUUGCAGUAGAGUAGAACUGGGAAGAGUUGAAGUGGACAGCUGAGGAGGCCCAUCCCACAUCUCAGCCUGACCUGUUGUCUACUACCCAUUUACCCCUUAAAUGGGUAUAGUGGAGAUGUGUCAUGGCUGAGUGGGAUGAUGAAUUUUUUUUUUGUGAGCUUCAAUCUUAAGAGAAUUGCAGUAAUUAGAAAUUAAGAGAAUUUCAAAAUUAGGUUUAGGAUCUAAAAUGUUCUGAAUAAAAGAUUGUCUUUGAGUCUAAAGCUUGGUUGACUGCAUGAUAACUGAGUUAGGGCUAACAGAACUAACUGAAAUGAUCUGUGUAUAAUCCCACUCACUAGAAAAAUUAGUAAUGAAUAAAUGCUUG